Messenger RNA from Dermacentor andersoni, 583 nucleotides. The record is from RefSeq and is a predicted model, not a curated record. NCBI's taxonomy places the organism in Eukaryota, Metazoa, Arthropoda, Arachnida, Ixodida, Ixodidae.
UGCUUGGGUCUCGGCACGUUCGAAUUGGCAAAGUUCCGAAUUUGUCGCUGUGUUUUGUACGCUUGUGCGCUCGUCAUUUGCCGUCAUCGCGCGGAGAUAUUUGCGCUGGAUGUCUUUCACUUCGUGUACAAAACUCUGCACGCUGCGGCAUCGAAGAAGUUGUCCUGUGUUUGGGUGCACGUAUGCGCUUGGACACGGAUAUAUCCUGCUUGCUCUCAACGGGUGUUCAACAGUCUACGCGCACUCGUAACUUGCUCAUGAGGCAAGUUGCUGUUGUGCUGGAGCUGAGAAGAGGUCUGCUGCCUGCAAUGGGUCCAUCUCUCUCAAGUUAUCGCAGUAUUGUAGCUCUCAAAGUUCAAAAAAGUAUGGUGGAAGCUGUUGCCAAGGUUCCGACCAGAAAAGACAGCCAGUAUAAAAGGGUCCACACCACUGAUCUCUACUACAGGGGAUGGACAGCACAUCGAGCACCCUCGACUGAAGCCAACCUUGUCCCGGAAGUUGGUGCUUCACAACUUUGCGGCAGCACUUCGUUUGCACGGGUGUGUGGCAUUUCUUCCCCUAACAUGCCUGCCUGAUGUGCCAU